Caenorhabditis remanei is the source of this 1044-nucleotide messenger RNA. RefSeq lists its product as uncharacterized. The transcript has 6 exons. The record is from RefSeq and is a predicted model, not a curated record. Lineage: Eukaryota; Metazoa; Nematoda; Chromadorea; Rhabditida; Rhabditidae. Bases 1 to 1044 code for a protein of 347 amino acids.
AUGAGCCUUGUUGGAUCAACAGCCAGUUCAGUGACUCUAUCCUCUCUUUUCUUAUCUUCCACAGAUCCCUAUCUUUCACUAGAAGUAGAAGAAGAAGUGUCAGAAAGUGGAAGAACUGUUCAACUUGACUGGAUUGUGGGAAUUGCGAUGAUGGCUCUCUCAUUGGCAUGUGCUAUCGCUUAUUAUGUCAUUCUAUCGACAAUUUACAAAGAUAAAGAGCUAUCUAGAAUGCCAAGUUAUCGAUUCAUGUUUUUCCUUGGAGUUUUCGAUAUUGCUCAAUGUUUUCCUCAUUUUGUCACAGGAAUCUUCACAGUCAAGCAGACUGUUUUUUAUCCUGGUUUAGCGAAGGCAAUGGGUGUAAUAGCCACUCCGUGCUACGUGGCAUAUGCAGUUCUCACUAUAUUCUUAUCUUUCAAUCGUCUGAUUCAAUUAUCUUCUCCAACAUUAGACAAGUAUUUUUUCGGGGGAAAUCGAUGGAUGAUAUGGAUAGGAAUGGCUGCAUGUUUCUGGAUAGCUUUUAUGAUUGCCUUGGCCUCUCCAUGGGCAACAAUUCGUUAUAUUCCUGAUUGGUAUUCAUGGGAUUAUGAUUAUGAACUAUCUGGUUCUAAAUAUGUUCAAAAAACCGAAAUGUUUAUUGAAGUUGGAGGAAUAUUUGUAUCCGCUUUCUUCUAUUCUCUUAUUAUUUAUCGAUUAGUGAAAACAAAAAAGAGAUUUUUGAUCUCAAAAAGUUACAAUGCGGAGAUUAAAGUAUUGAUUCAAGCAACAGUCAUUACGGUUUAUUGUACGGUUCUGAAUGUAUUAUGGCAUAAUUAUUCGUGGAUGCUCCCUCUCAAUCUCUGGAGUUAUACAGCACUCAAUUUCAUGUGGAUAUUGAAUAGUGGAGUGUACCCAAUCAUUUAUUUUAUUGUCAAUAAAGCUCUCCGUGACCGAAUCGGAGUUAAAAGAUCGACAACAGUCAUGGGAGCUGUUUCAGUAUUCCAACACAAAACUAAAAUGGAAAGGACUGGUACGAAUACUGGAAACACUAUUUUUGUUUUAGCAUAG